ACCACUUUCUUCGGCAAUUGGUUGAAGACUGGGCAAAAUGCACUUUAUCCGGUGACCCUGCCACGACACCCUUAAAGGGGAAUUCCGUCCGACAGGCCGCUAGAUAUAUAAGAUUCUAUUAUUCACCCUGACCUAUCCAUACUGCCCCUUCCGAUCAACAGUUCAGCUCAAUCUUAUCUUGUGUAGACCAGUUUCAGCUGCUUCUCCUCCAUCAACAUGCAGUGGAAGGCCCUCUUCCUAGCCGCUGCGGCGAUCCCGCAGCAAGUCUCUGCCCAGUAUGCCACAGCGGCGAUGAUGCGUUUCCAAUGCUCCAGACUAGUUGUUGAGCGUGUAGACCCCCUCGUGUCUCCGGGUCUUAUCCAAUCACCCCACAUCCACCAAAUUGUCGGCGGAAACUCCUUCAACGCGACUAUGGAGCCCGCGGCAUAUGAUCUCCCCUCAGAAUCGACUUGCACAACAUGCUCGUUCAGCGAGGACUUCUCCAACUACUGGACAGCCAACCUGUACUUCAAAGCCCGCAAUGGGACUUACAAGCGUGUGAAGCAGAUGGUAAACCUUGGCCUUCAAGGCGAGGAAGGAAUGACCGUCUACUAUAUCCCGCCUUAUGACGGCCGUACCAAGGUCACCGCCUUCAAGCCAGGCUUCCGAAUGCUCGUCGGCGAGGCCAUGUUGCGGACAUCCCAAGGCCAACAGAAGCAGCUCUGCCACCGCUGCUACACCAACGUCAACCAGACGCCAUUCGGCGGUGCUCCCUGCGCCGACGGCCAAAUGGACACUUCUGCGUUACCAAACAAGCAAUGUGCCGGAGGUAUCCGUGCUACCAUUACUUUCCCAACCUGCUGGGACGGCAAGAGCCUCGACAGCCCCGACCACAAGAGCCACGUAGCAUACCCAUCGAGCGGAAGUUUCGAGAUGUCUAGCGCUUGCCCGACGACGCACCCCGUACGCUUGCCGCAAGUGAUGUACGAAAUCAUGUGGGACACUCGCGAGUUCAACGACCCGUCGAUCUGGCCUGCCGAUGGUAGCCAGCCCUUCGUGUACAGCAUGAACGACCAAACUGGCUACGGCUGGCACGGCGACUACAUGUUCGGUUGGAAGGGGGACACCCUACAGCGCGCAUUGGAUGCUCGCUGCACUAACGACAAGUGCUCCCAGCUGCAGACCCAGACUCCGGCCCAGGCCACGGCCUGCAAGAAGGAGCAGACCAUCAAGGAAGAUGUCGACGGAUGGCUGACUGAGCUGCCGAGCGUAACUAUGUGAGAAAUAGCAGCGCGUGUUGUUUAGAGGAUUCCCCUGUUUGAAGCUUUGGAGAUGAGAUACCACUAUAGUGUACCGGGGUUGAAGAUAAAUUGAUUAUCCAUUAGAUUCCUGUCUUAGCAGUUAGUAGCUAAUUGACCUUUCUGCUAAUGAAUAAUUUCACUGCCCAACACAUAUUUUCGUCAUGAUUAAUGCCACUAGAUUGUUUGAAUGAACAGUUAGCCAUAA
Messenger RNA from Annulohypoxylon maeteangense, 1485 nucleotides. RefSeq lists its product as uncharacterized. The transcript has 6 exons. Bases 217 to 1260 code for a protein of 347 amino acids. The record is from RefSeq and is a predicted model, not a curated record. NCBI's taxonomy places the organism in Eukaryota, Fungi, Ascomycota, Sordariomycetes, Xylariales, Hypoxylaceae.